This is a messenger RNA of Aspergillus campestris IBT 28561, 1803 nucleotides long. Its product is annotated as MFS transporter. The transcript has 3 exons. The record is from RefSeq and is a predicted model, not a curated record. Lineage: Eukaryota; Fungi; Ascomycota; Eurotiomycetes; Eurotiales; Aspergillaceae. Gene Ontology annotation, biological process: transmembrane transport. Gene Ontology annotation, molecular function: transmembrane transporter activity. The coding region runs from base 1 to 1803 and encodes 600 amino acids.
AUGUUUAAGGGUCCGUCAUGUUUACAAGGCCGCCGGCAUAGUGAUGGACGUGCUGAUUGGCCCGCGUUCCCUCUACGCCAACUUUUCGUCCUCGCACUAUGCCGAAUCUGCGAGCCAAUCGCAUUCAUGUCUAUCUUCCCCUACGUUUAUCACAUGGUCGAAUCCUUCCACGUGACGGAUAACGACCGUAAGAUUGCCCUCUACGCUGGAAUGAUCACCUCGUCCUUCACGUUCGCCGAGUUCUCUGCUAGCAUGUUCUGGGGCCGGAUGAGCGACAAGAUUGGCAGGAAGCCGGUCCUGGUCAUGGGGCUGAUUGGAACCGCCAUCAGCAUGAUUGUUUUCGGAUUUGCUCCCAACCUGCCCGUCGCCAUGAUUGCCCGAGCCCUCGGAGGUCUGCUGAAUGGGAACAUUGGCGUCCUGCAGACUACGGUGGCGGAGAUCGUGACCGUCAAGGAGCACCAACCCCGGGCCUAUUCGAUUAUGCCAUUUGUCUGGUGCUUGGGCUCUAUCGUUGGUCCGGCGAUGGGCGGUGCGUUGGCAAAACCCUGCGACAGCUAUCCCUGGCUCUUCCAACGCGGCACUAUCUUCGACAGUUUCCCCUUCCUGCUGCCCAACCUCGUCUGCGUUGUCGUCCUGGUACUAGGCAUCGUUGUUGGUUUCCUCUUUCUCGAGGAAACCCAUCCGGAGAAGAAACACCGCCGCGACCCUGGCUUGGAACUCGGUCAUUGGCUGGUUGGAAUAUUCAGCGCCUCGCGUGCGCAGGUGGCCGAGGUCACCGACGCCAAAGCGACGCCAAACACUGUCGCUUUCUACGAGGAACCCUACGAUGCUGAGGAGGUUCCGCCCCCCGCAUACAGGAGCACCGAGUCUUCCCCCCGCUUGGGCCCAACCAAGGAGGUGGACACUUUCUCCGGCGAUGACGACAUUGAAGGGCAGAAGAAGGACCAGCAGUGCGCGACGCCCAAGGCUUUUACGCGGCAGGUGAUCUUCAACAUCAUCGCCUACGGAAUUCUCGCAUACCACAGCGUCUCGUUCGAUCAGUUGAUGCCCGUCUUCUUGAGCACGCCCAAGCCGACUGAGGACACCGCUCUCCCCUUCCGUUUCACGGGCGGCCUCGGCCUUGCCACCAAAACCAUCGGGUUCAUGCUCGCGGUACAAGGCGUCUACUCGAUGAUCGCGCAACUCUGGCUGUUCCCCUUCGUCGUGCGACACUUUGGCACUCUGCGCACCUUCCGCUUCGUCCUCAUGGUCUGGCCGCCACUGUACCUGCUGGUCCCCUACCUGAUUCUGCUGCCCGAAGUCCUGCAGCCCGCCGCGGUCUACGUCGCCCUGAUCUCCAAGAUCACCCUCCAUGUCAUCGCCUUCCCCGCCACGGCCAUCCUACUCGCCAACGCCGCCCCGUCGUCCAAAGUACUGGGUUCCAUCAACGGUGCCGCCGCCUCGACGGCCAGCCUGAGCCGUGCUCUUGGCCCAACCGUCACCGGCCUUCUCCACUCCAAGGGUCUGGAGAGCGGGUAUUCGGUGCUGGCCUGGUGGGCUUGCGGCCUGGUCUGCGUCGUCGGCGUGAUCGAAAGCUUCUGGAUGGAGGAGACGCAGCCCAAGGAAGACGCCGAGAAGAAACCCGAGGCCAGCGACUUGCACGUCAGCAAAGUCCCUCUGCGGGGUGCCUACACGGCCGGCAAAGAAGAAGCCACUCCCGAAGAGGUGCGGCGAUUGCUCUCUUCCACGCGAACCAGCGUCGACGACUCGGAAAUCCCCAAUGUGUCUUUGACCACGGUCACCCCAAAGGUUGAAGAUGUCUGA